Molecule: messenger RNA, 2746 nt
Organism: Cladocopium goreaui
Lineage: Eukaryota; Dinophyceae; Suessiales; Symbiodiniaceae
Source: the annotation of a GenBank genome assembly
UCGACCCAUCGCUUCGCCGCCCAAUGCCAUGGAUGUCGUGGUUCCAAGCUGACGCAGCGGAAGGGAUCUGGAGGAGGUGAUGAUCCCGGCGGAAGGCCGGGUAGGCCGGCAGGUGAGCCCGGGCGACGAGAGCUAUCCGCUGGUGCGCCAGGAGAAAGGCGCGAAAGGUCGAGCAUGGCCGGAGUGCUGCUGUCGCCCCUACGUGCGCAGGUGUCUUCUCUUUGACCACAACCCACGCUUCGCGGAGUGUGCGGAACUGGCGGCGCGCUCAGCCUUCUCGCUGGUGAUCUGUGGAUUGCCUUUCUUGCUGCCUGCCGGAGUCGCGCCAAACUUGGACUCCUUUGUGGAUUCAGGUUUCUAUGCCGUGACCGUGGUGAGUUUUAUUGUGCUGCACAUCAAGACCAAUCUGGGCUCCACCAUGGCGGCCACCUGCAGUGGCCUUCGGGGCGUCGUGCUGGCGGUCUGCAACGCCUGGUGUAUGUUUGGCCUCUUCCCUGACGGUUACACUGAGGAAGAGUCGAUCUGGGUCUGGUGGUUCGGCUUCGCUGAAGGCCUGCUGUUUCUGAUCACCAUUGUGCACCUGAACUUCGACACAGGUGCCAUGGUCUUCAGCAUCAAACUCUUCAGCGGCUAUUGGAUGCAUUUCUUGAAGAUCGAUCAGGAGGGCUUCAGGACACCCUGGACCCCUGGAUUCAGUAUCUACAAGAACAAAGGCAUCCAAGACCUGACCAAUGUGGUGCUGGGAGCUUUCCUCACCAUUCUGAUCUUUCUCUUUCCGUAUCCUUUGACAGCGCUCCAAGCGGCCCAGGAGGCGGCGACGGUGAUGUCCCAUGAGGUGCCGUACAUCUUGAGACUCUUUGUGAAAUAUCUGGAAGACACCAAGAGCAACGACUACGAGCAGGAUCGCAUCAUGCGGAACAUCCGCCGACUACAGCGGAAAGGAGAUAGCUUAUCCAGCAACGUGGAGUACUCCUGGUGGGAAUGCUUCGGCUGGGGAUCCAGGCAAGCAGACCGCGUGGCGCUGCGGCGCCUUGAGAAGGUCCUGCGGGACUGCUACGACUCGAUCCACGGCAUUUGGUCCGUCUCUGAACUCCGAAAAGGGGAGGAGAGAGGCAAACAUCACCUGGCCAUGAUCGAAGUGAUUCGCGUCCGGUAUUUGCCAUUGCUGAACCUGGUGGAGGAGUUGAUCGAGCAAGUGGUCUUCGUGGGAAGCAUCACGCAAUUCAGCGACGCACAGAAGACAGAGGUGCUGCGCUUGAUCCAAGAAAUCCGAGCGGAGCAGGCCAUGUUCCGGGAGGCCAACGGGGAGAACGAGAUCGCCAGCAUCAUUCAGGAGUUGGAGGUGGUGCAUACGGUGGCCUGUCAUAUGAUGAUGGUCAUCAACGGCUUUGUCCGCUAUGCAGAGAAGACGAUGCAAGAGAGCAACAAGGCGAGCUAUCUCUGUGACAUGGAGGGCUUUGGGUUUCGGGACCUCUUCAAAGGGGUCACGAGCCCUGGAUGCAACACUCAGCUGUCGGCGGAGUGCCUGGGGGUCCGCUACUCCAUGCGCAUGAUCUUUUCGGUCCUACUGGGUUUCUUCACGGGCUACAGCGGCUCAGGCAUGGUGACUCCUGGAAGCCCUGCCAUCGCCAAAGCAACGGCCACACUUCUGAGCAAAUUCCCGGGGUCAGCGCUGGUAAAGAACCUCAACAGAAUCCAGGGAGUGGUGCUUGGCACCGUUUUUGGACAGCUGCUGGACACCAUUUUUCACCGUUCCACGGCAUGCUCCUACUUCAACGAGGUUUUGUUGGGCUGUUGCUUUGCCAGCUACAUUUUUGCGACGGUCUUCAUCCACUUCUAUGUCACAGAUUUCGCCAUCAUGGGCAUCCAGAUGGCCAACUUUGGUGGCACGGAAAUGAUGACAGGUGGCUGUGGCGAGAAGGAAGAUACUGGCAAGGCCUACAGCAAGAUCACCACCAAUCUAUUGGCCAUCAUCUUCAUAGUCCUGGUGGAUCUGGUCUUUGCCUCCGAGCGCGCCUCCGACAUGGCCGCGGCGAAAAGCCAAGAUCUUUGGGUCACCAUUAAACUCGGUGCAAUGGAUGUCUUGGACCCCGACAAGAAGGUGACGCUGAGUUCCGUGACGUUGGAAACGGAGCUCUCCCGUGUGGAGAGUCUGGGCCGCGAGGCCAGUCACGAGCCGCGCUACCAUCGCAUCGCAUGGCGGGAGCAAAUGUUUGACGCCACAUUGAAGGAAAUGCAGGAGGUGCGCUACGCCCUGUCCACCCUGGAGCGUAUUCUGGCAGAGAAUGGGCAGGACGGUGCCAAGAAGGUGCCCUACUUCCGCAGCACAGUUCUUCAGACCAGCGCUGUCCAGCAGUGGGCUGCGGUCCUCCGCGAAAAGUUCGAUCUGAUCUCUUCUCUGCUGGAGGUCUUUUCACAUGAGACCAACCAAAGAUGGCCCAUGCUGGAUGACGAGAAAGUCACCAAGCAGUUCCGUGUCGAGAGCGAAAAGGCCAAAUCCCAGUUGCUGCAGGAGAUUGUCCGGCUGGAGCUCUACAAGCAGGGACCGCUGGAGCCGAUGAACAACACCAGUUUCAGGGAUGAUCCCCUCUGCAUGCUGUCCAUCUUCCUGGCCUGUUCGGAUGCCAUGCUGGUGUCAAUGCGUCAGAUUCAACAUAACAUCCUGAGGCUCUAUUGAGGCCGCCCGCAACUUUACUUUUUCCUUUCCAUCAUCCAAUUUGGGUCCACUUAUCAUGGCCAAAGGAAG